Messenger RNA from Dendronephthya gigantea, 2264 nucleotides. Its product is annotated as dynein regulatory complex protein 1-like. Lineage: Eukaryota; Metazoa; Cnidaria; Anthozoa; Malacalcyonacea; Nephtheidae. The transcript has 23 exons. Gene Ontology annotation, biological process: cilium-dependent cell motility; axonemal dynein complex assembly; regulation of cilium movement. Bases 63 to 2225 code for a protein of 720 amino acids. Gene Ontology annotation, cellular component: axoneme; axonemal dynein complex. The record is from RefSeq and is a predicted model, not a curated record.
AUUUGGAAGGGAAGGUUUAUGUUUGUACUUUUUAUGGAUAAAUAGUAAAUUUUAAGAGGAAAAUGAGCGCUCAAGGUGACGAUGGAGAGGACACAGGGCCUUCUGUUGAUUCAACAGAACCUGAAGAGAGAAUAGCAGCGAGAAGGCUUCGCAUUCAGCGGAGAAUCGAGGCGGCAAAAAGGGAGGCAAAUGGAGAAGAGGCGAUUUCCAAGAAGCCAAUUGAUUCUGAGAAAGAUUCAUGCAAGAGUAGAAAACAAAUUGAAGAGAGUCGCCAGCGUCUGUUGAAAUUAAAAAGUGAUGGUACAGAAUUAGUGACAAAUAUUCAAGUAGCAGGUGAUGCUCGAGAGAAUGUCCGCCGAGUUGAAGAUGACGAAAAUAGGAGACAAAGGAUUGAAAAACUUGAAGCAGAGUUGAAGGCUGCGGUUGAGAAAUUUGAUGAGAUCACAAAGAAAUGGUCUCAAGCAUUAUCAAAAGAGAUUCCGCAGGAUUUGCAAACUAUGUUAUUGGAUCAGAAAAGCUCAUGCGAUGUGAUGAUUGAUGAAAAGAAUAAAUUAAUUAAUGAUUUCCAACAGGAACUGAAAGGUUUGGAUGAUCGUUAUGUAAAAGAUUUAAAGAAACAAGCGGAGGAUGUUGAUCUAAUGAUAGAACGAAUGGAUGAACAAAUUAAGAAUUUAACAAAAGCUUAUCGUGAAGAAUUGCUACAAAUUGAAAAAUCGUUUGUUUCUGAGCGAACAGAGCUGAUUGAAAACAACCGGAAAAAAUGGCAGAAUCUGAUGCAGCAGAGACGAGAUAGGGAGGUAGAGUUUCUUCAAACGCGACGGAAGCGUGUUGAAGAAUACGAGGAGCAGUUGGACACUUUGAGAGUACAAGAUGCUGAAGAAUAUAAUAUGGUGAAAAUUAAACUGGAAACUGACGUUCAGAUCUUGGAGCAACAGCUUCAACAAAUGAAGGCAACUUAUCAACUUAACCAAGAAAAACUUGAAUAUAAUUUCCAAGUACUUAAAAAGAGAGAUGAAGAGAACACUAUAACAAAAUCUCAACAGAAAAGAAAAAUUACCAGGUUGCAAGAUUCUUUAAAUAAUUUGAAGGCAAAACUUGCGAAACAAGAAAAAACAUACAGAGAUGAUAAUCAGUCGUUAACAGAUGACUAUGAGCGAAUCACAGAACAGUACAGAGAACUGCAGAAGAAAUUCAGACAUUUUCAAGCGACUGAUGCAAAGAAGUUCUUGGAAAUGUGGCUAAUGAACGAAGCUCAAGCAAAAGAACUUAUAAACGACGUUCUGGAAGAAGAUCGCAUAAUUCAUGAACAACAACUAGGGCUUCCUUGGUCUAAGCCUCAACUGGAUUUCCUGGAAUCCAAAGGUCCAAUUAUGAUAACAAAUGCAGAGGAGAAGAAACUCUCAGCAACACAAGUUGCCCAGAAAGCCUUGGCCACAGAUAUCAGCGAAGAAGAUCAAGAUAAAAGUACCUCAACAGUUCACGAUAAACGAUCUGUUGACAAGUCAAAAUUAUCCCUUACCACAAUCAAAACUAUAUUGGAAUUACUAUCGGAUGAAGCGGGAUUUUUGGUUGAAGAGAAGUUAAAUCGGUUGCUUGCUCCUUUGGAAAAAGAUGAACAGUCUCUAAUGAGGCUCGACGCUAUUUUUUCAGCGUUGGGAGUUGAAAAUGAAGAUGACAUAUAUAACUUGGCAAGAUAUUUCUUUGCAAGUCAGCAUGAUAAAGAUGGCUCAAUUGAAGAAGAAACGGGCGGUGUCAAAAACGAACAAACGGAAGAUGAUGGAAUUAAAAAAGAUGAUUCGAAGGCCAAAUCUUUAGCUUCUACAAAAGACGUGCCAGAUCUCAUUCACCCAAACGAAGUUGUCAAAAAGUUAAGAAAUUUCGUGGAAGAAAAUCGUCAAAUUAUGAAAGAAUCCAGGAAAGCAUCAUUCAAGAAACCUGGGGAGAACGCAGGUCGCAACGCGAGUUUGGAUGCAGAAUAUUGGCAGAAAAUGACGACCGUUAUAGGUAGUUCCGAGGAACAUGUCUGGGAUGCGUUGACGGAGGGCUUUGAGAAAUAUCUUUCGGUUUUGACUGAACGAGCGGCGUUGAUACAAGAGACUGGUGCACUUGAACAGCAGAACUCAGAAUUACGUAUGCUUCUUCAUCAAUAUAUCAAUUCAAAGGUAAAUCAAGAACUGGAGGUUCCUCCAACGCAUCUUAUGAAGUUUGAUGUCUCAAAAGAUUAAUCAUAUGUAUAUAAUGUUGUAAAACAAUCGUGAAUUUGU